AUGUUGGUUCCUUAUCAAAAGCCAGCCCUAACUCUCUCAUCAAAGCAGCCCUCAAUAUCAACCCCGGAUACAAAUGGCGCACCACCACACGCCCUAUCCAAGAACAGCAACAACCACCCCAUCCCAGCCAAAGGUAAACCCAAGAAUCUACCACACCACCCACACACGCACCCCAAACCAGCCGUCCCCCAUUCCCACCAAAACCAACACCCAAACGCCAACUUCGGCAUAUCCUACUCCCCCUACAAAGCAGACCGCACGUGCAAAAACCAAGAAGAAGUAAACCAAGACCUAGACCGAAUCUCCUCAUACUCCUUCAUCCGCAUCUACGGAACAGACUGCGACCAAACCAAAACCGUAACGACCGCCGCCCGCCGCCACAACAUGCAAGUCUUCGCCGGCGUCUACGACCUAACCAACUUCCCCUCCAGCCUCAACGCCUUCAGCGAAGCAAUAACAGAUCCAAACGGCAAAAAAGACUGGUCAAUCUUCCACACAAUCGCCGUAGGCAACGAGCUCGUAAACGGCGGCACCAACUCCGCCACCGACGUCGCAGCCGCCGUACAAACCGCCCGCUCCAUACUUCGCGCACAGGGGUACACCGGGCCCGUCGUCACAGUCGACACUUUCUCCGUGCACCUCGACCACCCGGAACUCUGCCGCGUGUCCGACUACUGCGCGGCGAACUGCCAUGCUUUCUUCGACGCCACGCAGCAGCCUGCCGGCGCCGGCGCGUAUGCGCUCGAGCAGGCGCGUAGUAUCUCGGCUGGGGCUGGGGGGAAGCGUACUAUGAUUACGGAGUCUGGGUGGCCGCAUGCUGGGGAUGCGAAUGGGGGCGCGGUUCCGUCGAAAGAGAAUCAGUUGGCGGCGGUUGAGAGUUUGAGGAGGAGUUUUGAGCAGAGGAGGGGGGAUUUGGUGCUUUUUACGGCUUUUGAUGAUUUGUGGAAGGAUGAUAAUAUGUAUACUUUUAAUGCGGAGAAGUUUUGGGGCAUUCAUGGAGGGUUGUAG
Penicillium psychrosexuale is the source of this 1008-nucleotide messenger RNA. RefSeq names its product putative cell wall glucanase (Scw4) (gene scw4). The coding region runs from base 1 to 1008 and encodes 335 amino acids. Gene Ontology annotation, molecular function: 1,3-beta-glucanosyltransferase activity; glucan endo-1,3-beta-D-glucosidase activity. The transcript has a single exon. NCBI's taxonomy places the organism in Eukaryota, Fungi, Ascomycota, Eurotiomycetes, Eurotiales, Aspergillaceae. Gene Ontology annotation, cellular component: extracellular region; cell surface; fungal-type cell wall. The record is from RefSeq and is a predicted model, not a curated record. Gene Ontology annotation, biological process: cell wall organization.